Anarrhichthys ocellatus (wolf-eel) is the source of this 3118-nucleotide messenger RNA. It is a transcript of the gene znf488, whose product is annotated as zinc finger protein 488. The coding region runs from base 916 to 2439 and encodes 507 amino acids. Gene Ontology annotation, cellular component: nucleus. The transcript has 3 exons. Gene Ontology annotation, biological process: oligodendrocyte development; regulation of DNA-templated transcription. The record is from RefSeq and is a predicted model, not a curated record. NCBI's taxonomy places the organism in Eukaryota, Metazoa, Chordata, Actinopteri, Perciformes, Anarhichadidae. Gene Ontology annotation, molecular function: protein binding.
AAUGCGCCACGCUUCAGCGCGCUCUCUGAAGGGAAUAAGUGGGAGUGGGCGAGGAGAGGGACCACAGUACGGAGGAAGAUCCAGUCGGAUAAGUAGCUCGUCACCAAGAAACGGGAGGGCAUCGUCACCGAGGUCCACUGCACCUGCUGCAACUUGCUGCCACACGGCACAAACAUCCUCCUCAUGUCCAGCGGGUGAGUCACGCGACACUAUGAAUGCACUUCUCUGUUUUCUUCACAGGGGUACACGAUCUUUCUCUCAUAUGUCAUUAUUCUUUACCAGGAAGACUGGCAUAUUGAGAUUGCCACCAGAUUAUUCUGUUAUGAUGCUGUGCGGUCAACUGUCAAGGAAACAAAACACCCGAAAGAUUAUUGACCAGAGAAGGAAAAAAAUCAAUAGUCACACAAUCUUCCUGCGUUCAAAUUGUUGAUAAAUUAGGAAUAAGCAUUUUGAACUUAUCUUGCGCACAGAGGAGGCAGUUGGGCUUCACGGCAGAUGGGGAGACAAAAGGAGAAACCGAGUGAAAAACUGAGACAAAGGACGUUAGAAAUAAUUUUGUCUCGACACCGGCUGCGUCUGCUUCACAAUUGGGACGCUUAAUUUAAUCAGAAAAUCCAUAAAAUAGUGUACUUAUUUUUUUCUUCUAAUAUUGCUUGCAAGACAAUCCAGAGUGGGUUCAGAGCAUCUGAAUCCAAAUCGGCUAACGGGAUGUCAGACCACUACAACAUAUAUUGUAUGUCAUAGCCCAGUUGUUCGCUAUUUAGCUUCUGUAAAACGAAUUAUUAAAAUGGGAAUUCGUUUUUACAGUUCUCAUGAUUUGAGCCCGAAUAUAUUAAAGACUAGAUUGGCCUCGUGAUUGUAUCUUCGUCUUGUAAUAAAAGAGUUUGUAACAUAUUGCCACCUGCUCUGUAACUAAUGAUAACCGUUAUAUUUGAUCACAGUUUAACGAUGGAUCACACUUUCCUGCCUCGGUCCAUUUGGACCGGUGACAGCAAAUUCCUCCAGCAUCCAGCGGACCUCUACACCAGUGUGCUCGUUACGCGCAGCAUCCCUGCAGGCACGUGCUUUGGUCCAUGCGUGCUCCAAAACACCUUCUACGAGACCAUCGCCUUCAUAGCGCAGAAAUCCUGCGAUAAGAGAGCUAAAUCAUACGUGUUCAGGGUGGACCCCGAGGCCAUGCGUAAUUCUGCGCUGGUGAUGUCCUGGCUGCGGCUCGUGCAGGCUGCGCGCAAUGCAGAGGAACAGAACACAGAGGCCUUUCUGAAAGCGGGUCAGCUGUAUGUGCGAACCAUCCGGGAAAUCCGGCAGGAGGAAGAGCUGCUGGUGUGGUACGACCAGGAGCUGUCACACCUACUGGGCUUCACAGACCUGACCAGAGGAUCAAGGGAAGAGUUCAAAUGUGGAAGAUGUAACCAGGUUUUUGAGAACGAGUAUCCUUUCUUGGCUCACUGCCGAUUCCUGUGUACUCAGACUGACACCUGGAGCCGCGAGAUUUACGAGCACAAGCACGUGGAAAUCAAGAGGCAACACCGAGUGACAGAUUUCCACAACAUCGCCAGAGAUUUGGAACACAAAAAAUCUGGCAGCAACGAGGAUGCAGAGAUUUACCCCAAGAGAAGGAAAUACGAGGAAACUCUCUAUCCCAAAGUGCGGAAAACGGUUCUGUUGGAAAAAACUAACAUUUCAAAUGAUGACAAUAUUACACCGCUGAUUAAGGACUACGACCAGUCAGCAGGAAAUGCAUCCUCCUCUGCGGGGAAACUGAAAGUUGAUAAGAUUAAACCGGAUCAUUUGGGAUGUAAGACCGAUAGCUUUACGCACGACAGAGAGAUGGAAACAGGCGAGAGCUCUAGUUUGCACUCAAGAAGCAGCAGCAGUGCAUUUUCUCUGGUCCUGUCCAACAAUCAGCGCGAGCAGAAAAGCGCUUUCUGUAAACCAAGUAAAAUAACGUCCCCUAUUGACCCCCAGGCGCAUCUCAGCAGUGCUUCAACAGCCCCCUCUAGCCGCCUAGAGGACAUGACUGAUUCAUUCACCUCCAGGACUGUUAUGGGAUACAGCAAUCUGAUGGCAUCCAACAUCCUGAGCAGUGACUUACGUGCUGUACCCUCCCCGGUUGCAUUAAACAAUGCUUUCCAUUACGCACCGGAGCACUGGUCCAGGAGCAUUGGCGUCCAGUUGCAGACCGCAUCUUCUCUCACCAUCCUUCCCCCGACGUUCACCUCAUUCGGCGUGUCGGUGCAGAACUGGUGCGCCAAAUGCAACCUGUCUUUCCGCAUGACCUCCGACCUCGUUUUCCACAUGCGCUCUCAUCACAAGAAGGAGUUCGCGGCGGAGUCCCACGUGAGGAGGAGGAGGGAGGAGAAACUCACCUGCCCGAUCUGCCACGAAUACUUCCGGGAGCGACACCACCUGUCCAGACACAUGACUUCUCAUAACUGAGACAAGAAGGGACAAAAAAAUAAAACUUAAUUUAUUUCCUAAACGAUGCUCGUAUUUAACAGGUUUAAACUCCAGAUUCAUCAGGUGAAUGUAAAGUAGCUGUAAAGAUAAUAGCGAAACGGACACACAUGGCCAUCACAGACUGUCCGCUAGAUGACGAUAGAGGUACGUUUAAGCUGAUCUCACUGCGGUGUUGGUGUCUUUCCUUUGGCCCUGUGUAUUAGGUUGAUGUUUAUUUUGUGCCUUAUGGAACUCAGGAGGGAAGAAACACGGAGAGAUCAUGAUUGUCAUAAAUAUCUCAACGCAAUCCUACAAGGGAUGUGGAUUGGGUGUGUAAGAGAUGUGGAUUGAGUGUGUUUGCAGAUUCGUUUUGAAAUCUAAAAUUAUGAAAAUGAAACGGACGUGUCGAGUAUUUUGUUCAAUCAUGUUGGGAGUCUGUUUUUCUGCUCCAACAGGCGGCGACUGAGACCAGCUUUUCUCUUUUUCCUGUAGCGUGUUCAUUAUAAUGAACAUCUAUCAAAUAUGUCUGCUUUGUGACGGCACUGUCCUGAAUGAUACCAGUGUAGUAUGGGAGGGAGUUAACAUAUUGAUCUCCCUGCACUACGAGACAAAACUGUUGUUUAAAAGAUGCAUCAAUAUUAUAUCUGCCUGUCGUUUCAGAUGUUUCACCCAGCAUUUC